GUGAGAACUCCGUCAGCUCCCGGCCCAACCCUUGAAACUUCGCUAUGGCAGUUAACGCCCCUACUCAGUUACCCCAAUUUACUCUUAAGGAUUACUCUGUGCCGCCUCUGAAGUUUCCGUGACAAGUUAUAUGUUUCCUGCAGUACAUACUUUCUCGUAUCACUAUUAUAAUUUAGUGAGCUGGUCUCAAGUUACUACAUGUAAUCGUAAUCGUAAUCUUCUUAUUAUGAUGGUCGCGGCAACGAUACAUGCAGAGCGAAUAUACUGUAUGGUAAAUAUGGUUCAAAUCCGAUCUUAUAAUACCGAUGUUUGGUUAGUCGCAGUCGCUUUCUAAUCCAAUCUCUCUUCCGCACUACCACCACCUCGCCUUACUUCUACCUCUUUCAAUGUCUUGGAAACUUGGGAAAGGAAAGGAACCCAAGGAUAGUGGGCUCAACCCAUCCAGAUCGGUCACACCCAUACCUUCACGUUCAACUACUCCCCGACCUUCCAAUGGCACCGACCAGUUUAGGUCAGGAAUGCUCACCAUCCGCAUCUUCUCUGGCCGUAGUCUUUCGCUUCCUCCAAACGUUCCUCUUCCAGAUGUUAUCCAGAAAGCUCUCGAAUCAACACCACCUAGACGCUCCACAAGUAACCGAGAAAGUAUGCAACGGAAACGUUACUGGUGGCUUCCUUACGUUGUGCUUGAAUUCGACAAGAACGAAAUCUUGAUUGACGCAAUGGGGGGCGAUCUGGCUAGUCCAGUCUGGAACUACAAAGCAAACUUUGAUGUCUCUCGUACUUCCACAAUAUCAGUAUCCGCUUAUUUGCGAACCGUUGCGAUGCAGGGUCCUGAUGAUAUGGGCAACGAUCUUCUUCUGGGCCGUGUCGAUUUGACACCAGUGCUUGACGGUCAUCACGCAUCAGAUCAAUGGUACAGCGCAACCGCCGGAUCCGGCUCCUUCCAUCUCAAAAUCGACUUCAAACCCACCCGAAACGAAACCUUAACGAUUGAAGCAUUCGAUCUUCUCAAAGUCAUUGGUAAAGGUAGCUUUGGAAAGGUCAUGCAAGUCCGCAAAAAAGACACGCAGCGCAUAUACGCGCUCAAGACUAUCCGUAAAGCCCAUAUUGCUCAACGCCCCGGAGAAAUCACGCACAUUCUUGCAGAACGCACUGUUCUAGCCCUCGUCAACAAUCCGUUCAUCGUUCCACUCAAGUUCUCCUUUCAAAAUCCAGAUAAACUUUAUUUGGUUAUGUCUUUCGUCAAUGGCGGAGAGCUUUUCUAUCAUCUUCAAAGGGAAGGAAAAUUCGAUCAGGAUCGCAGCAGGUUCUACGCCGCUGAACUUCUUGUGGCGUUGGAGCAUUUGCAUGGAUUCAACGUUGUCUAUCGUGACUUGAAGCCUGAAAAUAUCCUUUUGGAUUAUACAGGUCAUAUUGCUUUGUGUGAUUUCGGAUUGUGUAAGCUCAACAUGUCCGAAACCGAGAAAACCAAUACCUUUUGUGGCACUCCCGAAUAUAUCGCUCCCGAACUCCUGGAAAGUCAAGGAUAUACGAAAACUGUCGACUGGUGGACCUUGGGCGUUUUGCUGUACGAGAUGAUGACCGGUCUCCCUCCAUUCUAUGAUGACAACGUAAACACAAUGUAUCAACGAAUUCUAACAGACCCACUCAACUUCCCUCCUGAUAUGCCGUCCGAGGCGCGAAGCGUCAUGACUGGGCUGUUACAACGUGAUCCGGCCAAGCGAUUGGGGGCCAACGGAGGUGAAGAAAUCAAGCGACAUCCCUUCUUCGCAAAAUACAUCGACUGGGAAAGAUUGAUCAAGAAAGGUUAUCCGCCGCCUUUCAAACCUAGUGUUGAAUCAGUGCUCGAUGUCGCGAACUUUGAUCCGGAUUUUACCAACGAAGAGGCUCAGGAUUCAGUUGUCACCGACUCUGCUUUAUCGGAGACCGUACAGGACCAGUUCAGAGGUUUCACUUAUAACCCAGCGAAUGAACAUCUCAGCGAGAGUGUUAGCUACCCUAGUGCAAUCUGA
Messenger RNA from Lentinula edodes (shiitake mushroom), 2012 nucleotides. RefSeq names its product Pkinase-domain-containing protein. Gene Ontology annotation, molecular function: ATP binding; protein serine/threonine kinase activity. NCBI's taxonomy places the organism in Eukaryota, Fungi, Basidiomycota, Agaricomycetes, Agaricales, Omphalotaceae. The coding region runs from base 387 to 2012 and encodes 541 amino acids. Gene Ontology annotation, biological process: protein phosphorylation. The transcript is spliced from 12 exons. The record is from RefSeq and is a predicted model, not a curated record.